Messenger RNA from Sphaeroforma arctica JP610, 587 nucleotides. RefSeq lists its product as hypothetical. The annotation marks the transcript as partial. The transcript has a single exon. The record is from RefSeq and is a predicted model, not a curated record. NCBI's taxonomy places the organism in Eukaryota, Ichthyosporea, Ichthyophonida.
AUGUCUGUGCCUCGGAUGACGGAUGAGUCACGGCUGUCUACCAACGACGCCGUGGUCUAUGAAGCACACACACGCACGGCAUCAGAGGGAAACCCACAGGAACACAUGCAUAAGCGCAAGUCAGAGUCAUUCAGCAAUGCGGCUGAGAUCGUUACUGGUACAAUUAGAAAACACUCAAAAAGGAAUGUGACUGACAAACCAGUAGCAGACAAUGGCAGCUCUGUGCAUCUCCCACCACCACCACAGCCUGGUGCUAAUGGGGACGGUACAAAGCAUGCAGGGCUCAAGGGCACGGGUAAGACGUUCACACGCAGUCUGAGUAUGCUAAAGCAACGCAAGCAAUCAGAGAAGAUGGCUAUGAGUAUCAGCGCAGAAGCAGUCAACUCAGUUCCCAUAGAUGAACCUCACAAUAAUUCAAUUGUGAGGCAAUCAAGCUUUCAGGGCAAACCAACAAGUGCCACCGCCGCAAAGAACGGCAGUUCUAUAAGUGAACAUGAACGUUCACAUAAAAGCGCUUCAACAGUAGGUGAUACAAGUCCUUCCCCUGGAGUCACUACAAAGCGAGUGACCCGUUCGGAAUCAUCCAA